This is a messenger RNA of Diospyros lotus (date-plum), 3846 nucleotides long. RefSeq names its product protein LONGIFOLIA 1. NCBI's taxonomy places the organism in Eukaryota, Viridiplantae, Streptophyta, Magnoliopsida, Ericales, Ebenaceae. Gene Ontology annotation, biological process: regulation of monopolar cell growth. The transcript is spliced from 6 exons. Bases 274 to 3600 code for a protein of 1108 amino acids. The record is from RefSeq and is a predicted model, not a curated record.
ACAGUAAUAACACAUACGACGCGACCAUCCAGAUAUCACACGCUACUAUCUGCGCUGUCUUUCCUUCCUCGUCUGCUUCUCUCCUCGUCUCGUCUGUCUCUUCUCUUCUCUUUCUCUGGCAACAAAUAAACGAAGUCAUAUGCCAAGACAUCCCUUCCUGGAUCUGCACUUAUGCUUCGUCGCGCGGUUCUUUCAGAUUGCAAUUCAAGGAACUAGGAAGGGUGAUUGAGAUUUCGAGGCUGGGAAUUUGAAUAUCUCAAGAGAAGGGCAAAAAUGGCUGCAAAACUUUUACAUUCAUUAACAGAUGACAACCCGGAUUUGCAAAAACAAAUAGGAUGCAUGACUGGGAUUUUUCAACUCUUUGAUCGGGAUCACAUCAUAUCUAGCAGGCGCAUCACCAGCCACAGCCCCAAGAGGCUCCCUUCUGGUAUUUCUCCCUUCAAGUAUUCAAUUGAGUCUAAUGGUGUAUACCAUCCUUCAACAGCAGAGGAUCAAAAGGAUGCAAACAAAACUAUCAAUGAGAAACAAAGAGUCUCCACUGAAUCAUCCCGGGCCUCUUUCUCAUCUUCCUCUCGUUCAUCAUCCUUCUCUUCUCUAGACUGUAACAGGGCAGCUCAACCAGAACCCUUAUCCUUUGACCGAAUCAUUUUUCCUGAAACUCCUUCAAGGGACCCUGCAAUGAGCCAAUCAAGUGCCUCUCCACAAUUUGGGAGGCAAUCCCUUGAUCUCCGUGAUGUGGUCAAGGACUCCAUGUACAGAGAAGCCCGGGGACUAUCAGUAAAAACUACAACCAAAGGACAAUCAGUUGAUCAAAUUGCCAAGUAUAAAGAUUCCCCAAAGCCUCUGCAGUUCUCUGCAUCUGGUGAUGGGUCUUGCAGCAUGGGCUUCAAUGGAAAGCAAAAUUUUCCUUCUGAUAUCAAAGAGUCUCUCAGGGUUCUUUCCAAACUUCGAGAAUCACCUUCAUAUUUCAAUGAAUCUAGAGAUUCAAAAGACGAGUCUCGGUUUUCAGUAACAAAGGAUGCUCCUCGGUUUUCUUAUGAUGGAAGGGAACUAAAUUGGUUGUCCUUUGAAUCACGAGAUAACUACAAAUCAACACUGAAGCUUAAAGAACGUCCAAGACUAUCAUUGGAUGGUAGGGAGGAUUCAAUGCGAAGUUUGAACUCUGAUUCAAAAUCAAACUUUCUUGUGAGAAAUUCACAGGGAGAUGGUGGCAACUCCAAUGACAGGAUGCCAGUGCUGCAGCAAAUUUCUGGAAUUCAGGGAGGUCAGCAAAUUUCUGGAAUUCAGGCACGACCUCCCAGUGUUGUAGCUAAGCUAAUGGGGUUAGAAACACUGCCAGAUGCUGCCUUGGCUAAUGACAGUCGAAUAGGAUUGAUCAAAAGAAACCCAGUUGAGGAUUCUGAUCCCUUUUUGAGAACAUUAAAAUCAAGUGAUCCAUGCCAACCAAUCCAAAUAUCUAGUUCUCCACGUAGUUUGUCAAGGGAACCUGCUUCACCUCGUUGGAGAAAACCUGAAUCAGCCAUAAAGCCAAUUUCAAGGUUUCCAGUUGAACCAGCUCCUUGGAAGCAGGUUGAUGGCACCCAAGCUUCUCAGAGACCAGCUUUUAGGCAUCCAAAACCUCCAACAAGGGCUAGUAACUCCUUUCCUUCUGUUUAUAGUGAAAUUGAUAAAAGGUUGAAGGAUUUUGAGUUCUCUCAAGCUGGAAAGGAUCUCAGAGCCCUUAAACAGAUACUGGAAGCCAUGCAGGCAAAGGGGCUCCUAGAGAGCAGUAGAGAGGAGCAUGAUUCAGAUUUCAGAUCACAAAGAGACCAUCAGCCAAGAUAUUCAAGUCUUCAUGUCAGUGGUAGAUCAGUAAAGCUACAAAAGUCACAAAAUGAUCAUGUUGGUAACUCCAAAAGUAAGGGAGCUAAUAGUUUGAGGAGCUUCGAUCCAAUUGUGAUCAUGAAACCAGCAAAACUUGUUGAGAAAUCUGGCAUUCCUGCUUCUUCAGUAAUCCCAAUUGAUCGCUUAUCAGAUCUACCCAAACACAGGGGCAGGUACUCUGCAGAUGGUAGAAAAAGUUCAGUUAAUAACCAGACAAAAAAAGAACAUACUUCAAAGACCAGUUUCAAUGAAAAUGCUGUCAAUUCAACAGGUAGUAAAAGAACCAACAACAGAACUUUAAAAUCCACACAAAUUGCAUCAUUGUCUCUACAGUUGCCCAAAGAGAGUACUACAAGUGCGUUGAAGAGCUCAGGCUCUGUGAGCCCAAGAUUGCAACAGAAGAAGCUUGAGCUGGAGAAGCGUUCUCGGCCACCAAUCUCUCCUGAUUCCAGUAAAUCAAGAAGGCAGCCCAGCAAGCAGCAACAGGAGUCAGGUUCCCCAAGUGCGAAACGUAGACCAAAAUCAGUGAACUUGCGGCAGAGUGAUGACCAAUUGAGUGAGAUUAGCAGCGAUGCAAGGAAUUUGAAUAACCCAGAGAAUGACAUUUCUGUGCAAUCGGAUGGGAGUAUUUUCUCAGACUCAGGGAUAGAGAUAGAAGUUACCAGUUCGGAACACUGUGCUGAGACCAAUGGCAGCCGGAGUCCAUCUGUGAAAGCUGCCAAGAACUCCUCGUCUACCUUAGUUCAAAAGAGAUUAGCUCCAAGGAUAAGUGAGGAUGCGCCAGCGGCCGAAUUUCCUUCAGUUGCCCCUGAACAUCCUAGUCCUGUCUCUGUACUUGAUGACACGAUGUAUGGGGAGGAUGCUGCUUCUCCUGUGAAACAAAUAUCAGAUGCCUUCAAAGAUGAUGGGACCAUGAAUUCUAAUGAAAGUUGCAAUAGGGAUCAAUCAGACUCGGUGGAGAAUCUCAUGCCUAACAGCACAGGUUCCAGUCUUCAGUCCAAGGUUAGUCGCAAGAAACUAGCGGAUAUUGAGCACUUGGUGCAGAAGCUUAGACGACUGAACUCGAGCCAUAAUGAAGCACAGACAGAUUAUAUUGCGUCUCUAUGUGAGAACACGAACACAGACCACAGAUACAUAUCUGAGAUAUUGUUAGCUUCAGGUCUCCUCCUCAGGGAUCUUGAUUCAAGCCUGGCAACAUUUCAGCUUCAUUCAUCUGGUCACCCAAUCAACCCAGAGUUAUUCUUGGUCUUGGAACAGACCAAGGCAAGCAGUCAACACAAGGAAGAAUGUGGCAUUGGAAAUGUUGUCCAUGUGAAUAAGCCCGACAGCGAAAAACAGCACCGCAAGCUCCUAUUUGAUGCUGUCAAUGAGAUUCUAGUGCUGAAGUUAGUUUCAGAAAAGGCUUCUCCUGAGCCAUGGAUGAAGCCCUGCAAGCUCACAAGGAAAUCUCUAAAUGCGCAAAAGCUUCUGAAAGAAUUAUGUUCAGAGAUAGAGCAUCUUCGAGCUAACAAAUUUGAGCACGGCUUAGAGGACGAGGACGACAGCUUGAAAAGCAUCGUGAGGGAGGAUGUGAUGCGCUGGUCAGGGAGUUGGACCGACUUGCAUGACGAAAUCUCUGGAAUAGGAUUGGAUGUCGAGAGGCUGAUAUUCAAAGAUUUGGUCAACGAGGUUGUUCAUGGCGAGGCAGCGGGCCGCCAAACCAAGCCAGGUAGGCGUUGCAGGAAGCUAUUUGCAUAAUAGGGGAGAGUAGUGUAUGGAAGCUUUUGUUUCUUCUCACCUCACUCUUUUCUUCUUGCUCCUUGCCUGUUUUCAUCUAGGUCUUUACAUAUACAUAUACAUAUAUAUAUAUAUCUUUUUUUUUCGUUUUCUCUUCUGGUCGGUUCGGAUGUUGCAAAUUUUUCCCGUCUUUAGAAGCAUAGUAACUUGUUGGAUAAGGAAUUAUGGUUGGAUUGUAAUUACAAAUUAAAUACCUUCUCCAUCGUA